AUGGUGACAUCGCAAAACGAUGGUGGUAGAAGUAUGGGAGGUGGCGAUGGCGGCGGCGGCGGCGGGGGCGAUGACACGGUUUAUACAGUGGCCGUGAUGAGCGGCGGCGGUUAUAGGAACGAGGGUUACAAGGACGACGGCACCGACGGCAUACCGCCCGAACCGCAAAAACCGCCGCAGCUACCGGCGACAGAUGACGAUACGCAAUCGCGGAAGUUCAAGGUGUCGCGCGGCGAGAAAUGGCGUAUCCUGAAGAACAUUGGUACCGUGUCGAUCGCUUUCAUGGUGCAAUUCACCGCGUUCCAGGGUACGGCAAAUCUACAGUCAUCGAUCAAUGCUAGCGACGGCCUCGGCACCGUAUCACUCUCGGCUAUCUACGCCGCCCUGGUGCUCUCAUGUAUUUUUGUACCCACUUUCCUCAUCAAAAGGCUCACCGUCAAGUGGACCCUCUGUCUAUCUAUGCUCUGCUAUGCACCAUACAUUGGCUCGCAGUUCUAUCCUAAAUUCUACACCUUGGUACCUGCCGGCGUACUCCUUGGUCUCGGCGCCGCGCCCAUGUGGGCCGCCAAGGCUACAUAUCUCACACAAGUUGGUGGGGUUUACGCCAAGAUCACCGAUCAACCGAUUGAUGCUAUCGUUGUACGGUUCUUCGGCUUCUUCUUCCUGGCGUGGCAAACCGCUGAACUCUGGGGCAAUCUCAUUUCUUCGCUUGUGCUAAGCGACGGCGGACACGGUGGCAGCGGGGGCGGCGGCGGUAGCAACAGCACGACCAGCUGGGAUAAAAUCAAGCUGUGCGGCGCGGAUUUUUGCGUCCUUGGCAACGGAGGCCACGAGAACCUGGAGCGACCGCCAGAGUCGGAGAUCUAUGAAAUCUCGGCGAUCUAUCUCACGUGCGUCGUCGUCGCGGUAAUAAUCGUCGCUUUGUUCGUCGAUCCUCUUUCCAGGUACGGCGAGAAGCAACGACGGUCGGAUAGUCAAGAAAUAAGCGGUAUUCAAUUGCUCUCUGCUACAGCUUACCAGUUAAAGAAGCCUUAUCAACAAUUAUUAAUACCGAUCACGGUAUGGAUCGGUAUGGAGCAGGCUUUCAUCGGCGCCGAUUUUACGCAGGCAUACAUCUCCUGCGCUCUAGGUGUUCACAGAGUCGGCUACGUCAUGAUCUGCUUCGGGGUAGUCAAUGCUGGCUGUUCGUUGCUGUUCGGCUCGUUAAUGAAAUUUGUUGGCAGACAGCCGCUGAUGGCACUGGGCGCUAUCGUUCAUGCCUGUCUCAUAGUCGUCCUUCUCAUGUGGAAGCCUCAUCCUGAUAACCCUUAUAUCUUUUUUUCGGUUUCGGGACUGUGGGGCGUGGGUGAUGCUGUAUGGCAAACGCAGGUCAACGGACUCUAUGGCACGUUGUUCAGACGUAACAAGGAGGCGGCCUUCUCAAACUACAGGCUAUGGGAGAGCGCCGGUUUCGUGAUCGCCUAUGCGUAUAGCACGCAUCUCUGCGCCCGUAUGAAGCUGUAUGUAAUGCUGACAGUACUGAUUACCGGCAGUAUAGGCUACAUCAUUGUCGAAUUGCUGCACAGGCGCAAGCAACGACGGCUCAAAGCAAUUGCCGAGGACCCGAAGGCCGCCCAGAUCGAGGCGAAUCAGCCGGAGGAGACCGACGACGAGAAAGAUGACCUUGACGACGAGAUCACCAUCACUCAUCUGUGAGUGAUCUGCACCGUCGACGUAAUCGUUCUUCGUUAAAAGUACUUUGCGCUCGCGGUUCUUUCUCGUCUCAUCGACGGGAAAGUCGAGACGACGAUAGCCAGAAGAUGAUAAUCGAUUGAUUUCGCGGAUAUCCUUCUCUUCGCUAUAUCCGACGAAAUCUUACAUUCCAUUAAUUCCUUCAUUCUCGUUUCUCACAAACUUAGACCCGUGUUGUCAAUUGGUGCGCGAUUCCACGUACUUUUUCCUGUUGAUGAUAAAAAGUCAAAGUCAGAAGAAGCGUGGAUAUGUGCACGCCUUCCACGAUGAAGUGGAAAUGCCGAAUGUCGACUCCAUUUCGUGGGAUGCUUCCCUUCAAGGAAAUGUAACGUGUAUCCAGACUGUAAUCUGAUUUCUAUCUUCUUUCGCAGCAUCGGAAUGAGUCGAUAAUCGAAGUAAUAGUAAUACACUUACCAGUAUUUGUGGCGCUAAAAAAAUGCAUGGUGACGUAUAAUUCGCUCUCAUGCUACUAGGAAUAGAAAGCUCUUGAAUUGACAUUAACGAGAAGGACUAUCUCAACGUCCCAUUCUAUGUCUUCAUGAUUCGUAGAGCGAAAAGUGCAUUUCGUUAAUAUACAUACCGGAAUCGGCGAUUUAAAUAAUCUAGUGAUCUUUACAAAUUAAUUAUAUGCAAUUUUUUUGUUAUAAAUACUUAAUCGAAUUCGUAAAGAUUACUAUUAGAUUAUUAUAUUUCGUGUGCCCCUAAAUAAGAGUGCAUGUGACAUAUUAUAUAUGUAUAUAGUUUGCAACUAAUGAAAAUUGGCGUGAGAUUUGACGAAAUUCGUCAUUUAUUCGAGGAAGAAUGCUCUACAUACUCUUACUCGAAUAUAUAAUACUUUAUUGUUUAAAAAAGGAGAAACAAUUGUUAUAAGAAAGACUUUCUUAAUAAAGAAAUAAUGUUAUUGAUCACACAUCGACGAUCGGACUCUCUUAUAUUUCUCUUGAGAGAAAAGCAUAUAAGAUGUCAAUAUCGAUCUCUGUACAUUUUAAAACAGUAGUUUUUUCCUAUCAGAAAUAAACGACUCAAUAGCAAUGGACAAAGUUUCAUUCUAUGCGAAAUUAAAUUCCUAAUCUUCAAAAUUCUAAGUUAUGACUCGCUUAUAAAUAAAUGUCUUU
Molecule: messenger RNA, 2846 nt
Organism: Camponotus floridanus (Florida carpenter ant)
Lineage: Eukaryota; Metazoa; Arthropoda; Insecta; Hymenoptera; Formicidae
Product: UNC93-like protein
Exons: 5
Coding region: 1-1695 (564 amino acids)
Biological process (GO): regulation of muscle contraction; regulation of potassium ion transport
Cellular component (GO): striated muscle dense body; plasma membrane
Molecular function (GO): potassium channel regulator activity
Source: RefSeq, a predicted model, not a curated record